Molecule: messenger RNA, 1311 nt
Organism: Camellia sinensis
Lineage: Eukaryota; Viridiplantae; Streptophyta; Magnoliopsida; Ericales; Theaceae
Product: mitochondrial dicarboxylate/tricarboxylate transporter DTC
Source: RefSeq, a predicted model, not a curated record
GUUUUUGACGAAGGCUCUUUCUCUUCUCUCUCUCUCUUCUUUUUUGUUUGUUCAAUUUUGGGGGCUAACUAUUAGCAAAAAGAAAGAAGAAAUGGGAGAGACGAAGCCAAAAGCCAGUGGUGUUUGGCCCACCGUGAGGCCUUUCGUCAAUGGCGGAGCCUCUGGAAUGCUCGCUACCUGUGUCAUCCAACCUAUCGACAUGAUCAAGGUCAGAAUUCAAUUAGGUCAGGGAUCAGCCACUGAUGUGACAAAGAACAUGUUCAAGAAUGAUGGUAUUGGUGCCUUUUACAAGGGGCUGACUGCUGGGCUGCUUAGACAAGCUACAUAUACAACUGCCCGACUUGGAUCAUUUAGGAUUUUGACAAAUAAAGCAAUUGAGGCCAAUGAUGGGAAGCCCCUACCUUUAUAUCAGAAGGCUUUGUGUGGCUUAACUGCUGGAGCAAUUGGAGCAUCGGUUGGUAGUCCAGCAGAUUUAGCACUCAUUCGUAUGCAGGCAGAUGCUACCUUACCUCUCGCACAGCGCCGGAACUACACGAAUGCAUUCCAUGCCCUUUAUCGUAUUGUUGCAGAUGAAGGAGUUUUGGCACUUUGGAAAGGUGCAGGCCCUACUGUAGUGAGAGCAAUGGCACUGAAUAUGGGAAUGCUUGCCUCAUAUGACCAGAGUGUGGAGUUCUUCAAGGAUUCUGUGGGUUUUGGUGAGGCUGCUACAAUAUUAGGGGCGAGUAGUGUUUCAGGAUUCUUUGCUGCAGCCUGCAGUUUACCAUUUGAUUAUGUGAAAACCCAGAUACAGAAGAUGCAACCUGAUGCUGAAGGCAAAUUCCCAUACACUGGUUCUUUAGAUUGUGCCAUGAAAACCCUGAAAGCUGGAGGGCCCUUGAAAUUCUAUACAGGAUUUCCUGUGUAUUGUGUUAGGAUUGCUCCCCAUGUCAUGAUGACAUGGAUAUUCCUCAACCAAAUCCAGAAGUUGGAGACGUCUGUUGGGUUGUAGUGUUUUUCAGAGAUAGAGAUCUAAAUUGGAGUUGAGCUCGAGCCAUCAGAAUAAUAAUGGGGUUUUGUGUUGUAUUUUCUUGCUGGCUUAGGUGACUUUUACCCCCCUCAAGUCAUACCAUUGCUUCAGAAAGAAUUAUUUUAUUGCAUCUUAAAUAAGUUAGAAUUUUUUUUUGGUGGGACUGAAAUAGAAUUUUGCAUAUUCCUGCGAGAUUAAUUUUGGAGAGUUAUUAUAUGGAAAUGCUUGAGAAAAAAAUUGUUCCGGCAAAAUUAUCUUUAUGUACUACUCCAAAUUAGCUAUAUAAACAGGUUUUUUUAGCAUCA